CCGUCUUCGCUGUCGGGAGCAGCGUUGCCGCCGCCACCGGCGGAGACCCCGAGCGAGAGUGACUGCUGAGGGGCGGCCGACCCAGAGCGAGCGGCGAACAAACAGCGCACAGCGAGGCCGGCCACCGUGAAGCUACUCCGGCUGGCGGGCCGUCGCGAUGUUUCCCAAGGAAGCGACGUUCCCCCGGGAGACGACUUGGAACAUCUCAUUCGCGGGCUGUGGUUUCCUCGGCGUCUACCACAUUGGAGUGGCCUCCUGCCUCCGAGAACACGCGCCCUUCCUGGUAGCCAACGCCACUCACAUCUAUGGCGCCUCGGCCGGGGCGCUCACGGCCACGGCACUGGUCACUGGGGCCUGCUUAGGUGAGGCUGGUGCCAACAUCAUCGAGGUGUCUAAGGAAGCCCGGAAGCGGUUCCUGGGCCCGCUGCACCCUUCCUUCAACCUGGUGAAGACCAUCCGUGGCUGCCUGGUGAAAAUCCUGCCUGAUGACAGCUACGAGCGCGCCAGCGGGCGCCUGGGCAUCUCCCUGACCCGCGUCUCCGAUGGCAAGAACGUCAUCAUAUACCACUUCAACUCCAAGGAGGAGCUCAUCCAGGCCAACGUCUGUAGCACCUUCAUCCCCGUGUACUGCGGCCUCAUCCCCCCGACCUUCCGCAGCGUGCGCUAUGUGGAUGGAGGCAUCUCCGACAACCUGCCACUCUACGAGCUCAAGAACACCAUCACGGUGUCCCCCUUCUCGGGCGAGAGCGACAUCUGCCCACAGGACAGCUCCACUAGCAUCCACGAGCUCCGGGUGACCAACACGAGCAUCCAGUUCAACCUGCGCAACCUCUACCGCCUCUCCAAGGCCCUGUUCCCGCCCGAGCCCCUGGUGCUGCGGGAGAUGUGCAAGCAGGGUUACCGGGACGGCCUGCGCUUCCUGCGGAGAAACGGCCUGCUGAACCGGCCCAACCCCCUGCUGGCGCUGCCCCCUGCCCGCCCCCCUGUCCGCCAGGAUGAGCGCGAGGACGAGGUGGCAGCAGAACGGGCUCGAGUAGCGGGCCACCUGCAGCCACCGGGGGAGGACCCCAUCCUGGAGCAUCUGCCUGCCCGGCUGAAUGAGGCACUGCUGGAGGCCUGCGUGGAGCCCAAGGACCUGCUGACCACGCUCUCCAACAUGCUGCCCGUGCGUCUGGCCACGGCUAUGAUGGUGCCGUACACUCUGCCCCUGGAGAGUGCUGUGUCCUUCACCAUCCGCUUGCUGGAGUGGCUGCCAGACGUCCCAGAGGACAUCCGGUGGAUGAAGGAGCAGACAGGGAGCAUCUGCCAGUACCUGAUGAUGCGCGCCAAGAGGAAGCUGGGCAGCCACCUGCCCUCCAGGCUGUCGGAGCAGAUGGAGCUGCGCCGCGCCCAGUCGCUGCCCUCCGUGCCGCUGUCCUGUGCUGCCUAUUAUGAGGCGCUGCCGGGCUGGAUGCGCAACAACCUCUCCCUGGCAGACGCACUGGCCAAGUGGGAGGAGUGCCAGCGCCAGCUGCUGCUCGGCCUCUUCUGUACCAACGUGGCCUUCCCGCCGGAUGCGCUGCGCAUGCGCCCCACCUGUCCCAGCGCUGCGUCCCCGCAGCACCCUCCCGGCUUGCCCCCUUGCUGAGCGCCUUCCCAGCUCCCUGGGUCCUAGUGUUGAGGGCCAAGCCCCCCAGCUUCCCUGCUACUUGGGGGGGGGGAUGCCCUGGGGCUGGCUGAGACCCUCCUCCCUGGCCCCUCCAUUGCCGGUGGAGUGAGGAAUGGGGACCCUGGGGGCUGCGAGAAGGGUCUUUGCUAUCAACUCCUCCACCAACCACUCACUAGCUGCACUGAGUCCGCAGAGGGCCCCUCACCUGUGCCUCAGUUUCCCCUCCCAGGCCUAGCGCGGCAGGGCUGGGGCCCUGCAGGGGGCAGUGGUCACUGCCCCUAGGAACUUUGUAGCUGCUCCUCCCUCUGCAGUGUUCACAUGUUACCGAAGAAGGUGUGUGAAGCGUUAUUUAUUUUUCCUGAAGCAGAUGUAAUAAAUGCCAUGCUCAGUC
Artibeus jamaicensis (Jamaican fruit-eating bat) is the source of this 2039-nucleotide messenger RNA. It is a transcript of the gene PNPLA2, whose product is annotated as patatin like phospholipase domain containing 2. The transcript has 9 exons. The record is from RefSeq and is a predicted model, not a curated record. Gene Ontology annotation, molecular function: triacylglycerol lipase activity. Lineage: Eukaryota; Metazoa; Chordata; Mammalia; Chiroptera; Phyllostomidae. Gene Ontology annotation, biological process: triglyceride catabolic process; lipid homeostasis; positive regulation of triglyceride catabolic process. The coding region runs from base 158 to 1627 and encodes 489 amino acids. Gene Ontology annotation, cellular component: membrane; cytoplasm; lipid droplet.